GUUCUUUGACCUCCAGGCUUCCGUAGAAUGAGGAUCUGGAACGUCUUCUAUGCCUGCUCUGUGCCUAUUUCUGAGAUCAUCACCGUUGAAGAAACGGACAUCAAUGGGAAACACUACACCAGUGGAAAAUGGCAGAAAAUGGAAAAGCCUUAUGCUUUCACAGUGCAUCGUGUGAGGAGGGCCCGGCAGCACCGCUGGAGGUGGGCGCAGGUGACCUUCUGGUGUCCUGAGGAGCAGCUGUGCCACCUGUGGUUGCAGACCCUCAGGGAGCUACUGGAGAAGCUGACGUCUAGACCAAAGCACUUACUGGUGUUCAUCAAUCCGUUUGGAGGGAAAGGACAAGGCAAGCGGAUCUAUGAGAGAAAAGUGGCGCCGUUGUUUACACUGGCCUCCAUCACCACCGAGAUCAUCGUUACUGAGCGUGCUAACCAUGCCAAGGAGAGUUUAUAUGAGCUCAAUAUAGACAAAUAUGAUGGCAUCGUCUGCGUGGGCGGAGACGGCAUGUUCAGCGAGGUCCUGCACGGCCUGGUGGGCAGGACGCAGAGGGACGCCGGCGUGGACCAGGACCAGCCGCGGGCGUCGCUCGUGCCCAGCCCGCUGCGGAUUGGCAUCAUCCCUGCGGGGUCGACAGACUGUGUGUGUUACUCAACGGUUGGCACGAACGACGCGGAGACCUCAGCUCUGCACAUCGUCGUGGGGGACUCGCUGCCCAUGGACGUGUCCUCUGUGCAUCACAACAGCACGCUGCUGCGGUACUCGGUGUCCCUGCUGGGCUACGGCUUCUACGGGGACAUCAUCAAGGACAGCGAGCAGAAGCGGUGGAUGGGUCUCGUCAGAUACGACUUCUCAGGUUUGAAGACCUUCCUCUCCCAUCACUGCUACGAAGGGACAGUGUCCUUCCUGCCAGCACAGCACACGGUGGGCUCCCCGAGGGACAGGAAACCCUGCAGGGCGGGGUGCUUUGUCUGCAGGCAGAGCAAGCGGCAGCUGGAGGAGGAGCGGAAAAGGUCGCUGUACGGCCUGGAGAGCGCCGAGGAGGUGGAAGAGUGGAAGGUUGUCUGCGGGCAGUUCCUGGCCAUCAAUGCCACCAACAUGUCCUGUGCUUGUCCCCGGAGCCCCCAGGGGCUCUCCCCGGCCGCCCACCUGGGAGACGGGUCUUCAGACCUCAUCCUCAUCCGGAAGUGCUCCCGGUUCAACUUCCUGAGGUUUCUCGUCAGGCACACCAACCAGGGCGACCAGUUUGACUUCACUUUCGUCGAAGUCUAUCGCGUCAAGAAGUUCCAGUUUGUGUCGAAGCCUGCGGAGGAUGAGGACGGCAGCGUCUGGGGCCGCGGGAAGAAGCGACUGGGGCAGCUGUGUAGCGACCGCCCCCCGUGCUGCUGCGCCGUCUCCAGCAGCGCCUGGAACUGCGACGGGGAGGUUCUGAGCAGCCCUGCCAUCGAGGUCAGGGUCCACUGCCAGCUGGUCCGGCUCUUUGCACGAGGAAUCGAGGAGAACUCGAAGCAGGAGUCGCACCGCUGAGCCGCCGCCUCGCGUCACCGGCCUUCUCGCUGUGCUUGGGAAGCGGGAGCGUAUUGGAGAAAAUUACUGCAGACCAAUUACGUUGAUAAGCAUUCAAACUUAGAAGUUUAUUUUUGAUAGUUAAAUCUUGAUUUUAGAAAAAAUACCUUUUGUCAGCAAUUCUGGGGACACAUGUGGCAUUUUCGGUUCUGUGUGGGUCUUUGGGUUGCGUUUCAUGUAACUUAUCCUCAGCAAGGGGCGCCUGUUGACUUGGGAGCGCUUGGCUUCUUAGAUUUCAACCAUGCUGACGGCGCAGAGGUUAAAGCGGCCCACUGGUGGCUCUCUCGCAAUAACUGUAGGGACAACGCGACGUGAAUGCUUUCCGUCGAGGUCACGCCACCAGGACACGAGUGUCUACAGGGUCACCGAUCUGCUUGGCAAGACUUACCCUGUAGUAGCUUGUGAUCAAGUUGUGGAAAGUACUUGGUCCUCUUUGCCUUUGUAGUACCUGCAUCUUAACUUGCGAUUAAGGCGUUAUUACUGGACCCUUCCUGUCCCGGGCGGCUACAGUGCAACAUCACAGUCCCGCCCGAAGCGACGCUUCCAGAGUAGCCCAUUGUAGCGAGUGAGAAGAACACUCCAAGUAACGACGCUACUGUAGCUUGAAAAGUCACAGUGGUGUUUCUAGACAAUCCAGCUGGGAGCGAGGACAAGUCAGGAGCUCUGGGAACGGGCGGCUUGCAAAGCCCUCACAGGGGUUUUUACUCUUUUAAAUUUGGAAUCCCCGAGCUUUCUGUCCGCACGGCGGGGAUGCCACAGCUGGGCUCUGGGGGGAGACAGAAAGCAGCCGAGCGCGGUGGGUGAGACGUUGAGACGUUCCUGCGCGAACUGUGUGAACUCCAGCCCGAGCGCCCCACCCCCAGGGGAGGGUCCCACGCCCCGGGGUCCCUUGGGCGCAGCCCCGAGUCUGUACCACGUGGUCCAGGUUUGUUCCUUUCUUAUCCUCACAACUUAUUUCUAUAUAUUUAUUGAAAGUUCUGGCCUUUAAACCAGAAGAGGAUAAACGGUGUCCUCACUGUCAGUGUUUUCGUUUAUUUCUGCUCAAGUGCUGGGGCCUCCCCGGGCCCAGGGCCGCCCCUCGCCUGGGCCUUGUUUUGUUGUGUUCGUGCUUCGGUGCGUGGAAGACGCAUCUAAAACAGCUUUAGCUGAAACGUGGGAGGACGCAGCUUCACCUUGGAUUUGUGAAGAGGGAGUUUGACUGUUACGAGAGGCAGUGUGAGCGGCCGCCGCCUCUCACGCAGGGUCCGGGCAGCCGCUUUAGCAUCUAACAGACAUCGUUUAUUUUUGGAAUUCCUUUGCAGUGAUUUCUAUUUGCAAGUACAUGUGAAAUGUCCUGUUUCACCAUUCAGUCCCGCCCAGGGCAGCCUCAACAGUGGUUUUUUAGGAGACCACGAUAUUAAGUGAUUGUGCAAGUUGAAUGAUUUGGUAACUGGCGGGUGAGUGAAAAGUCUGAGGAUGAGAAAGAAGGAGAUGCUGCCGUCUUGUUGACGUUUGCCCUCGGUGGGGAGGAAAGCAAAGGUGCACGAGCUCUGCGCGGGGGACCGUGGGCACCGUGGACUUGACUGCGCUGCUUCGCCAGGGUCCCCGAGAGGGUCUCCAGUCUUUAUCGUCCCUGGGAAAUGCUUCCAAUCACUGGCCUGCCCUGAAACGCACUGCCAAUUUUAGAAAAACCGUCCAGGUCAGAGGGUAGGCAUUUUACGUUCAGGAAGAAACCCCACCACGCCACGUGGUUCCUGCGUGCCUUGGCGACAUUCACCGACUGCUUGCCGACAUUCAAAAUCGCAGACCUUGGAGCUGCCCCUGGAGGUUGUGUGGCUGUCCGAGGACUGCCCCGCCCCACCCCGGGGGGGCGCUGUGGAUGACCCCCGUCACGGGGCUGGAGUACCUUUUGGACCUUGCGGCGCGUGAGGACCCUGAGUGGAGCGACCCCAGCGCCUACACUGUAGGAUUUUAAGAAAAAAUCAGAACUGAUGGCUGGACAGUGAAAACCUGGGGUCGCUGAGCAGCGUUAGUCUAGGUCGAUAACCUCCCGUGUGGCCUGUCGGUGCAGCAGUCAGGCCCCUGGGCGGGCGGGCGGCCGGCCGGCUGUGUCCUCACUGCGGUGCCGUGUAACCGGGCGGGCGGCCGGCUGUGUCCUCACUGCGGUGCCGUGUAACCGGGCGGGCGGCCGGCCGUGUCCUCACUGCGGUGCCGUGUACCUGGGCAGAAAGUGGCUUCAUUUCCUUUCUAGUCUUGCUGGCUUCAAGAUUAGAAAAUGGUGAAAUUUGCUCUGAUGUGUUUGAGAAGACAAAUAAAGUUGUUACUUUGGGCAGGACCUAGCUUCUUUUUUC
Molecule: messenger RNA, 3890 nt
Organism: Globicephala melas (long-finned pilot whale)
Lineage: Eukaryota; Metazoa; Chordata; Mammalia; Artiodactyla; Delphinidae
Gene: CERK
Product: ceramide kinase
Biological process (GO): phosphorylation; ceramide metabolic process
Molecular function (GO): ceramide kinase activity
Source: RefSeq, a predicted model, not a curated record